CUACUUCACAGUUAUGCUUUUAAUGGAAAUUUAAAGUGCCCCUAUUAUGGAUUUUUGAAAAUUACCUUUCAUGCAGUGUGUAACACAGCUAAAUGAAAUGAAUGAAAACAUCCUGCAAAGUUUUAAAUCUAAAACUGCACCGUGUAUGAAGUUAUUGUCUUUCAAAAGAAAGAGUCGUUUUUAAAACGAAUCUUUAGCUGUUUCAAGGUGAUGUCAACAUGAAACAUUAGCAUAUUUAUGCCCGCCCACUUGUUGUGCACGCAGACCCGGGGAAACCUGAACGUCCCCUCCCUCAAACACUGUAACGGAUUCCUGUGGAGAAGACGCUGUGCUCUGCACUGGGAGGGUAAAUCCGUUAGGGUACAGUUAGGGUAUGUCGAAAAACUCCCAACUCAUUUUCUCCUCCAACUUCAAAACCAUCCUACAUCCCCGUAGAAGCACCGAAGCAAUGUUUACAAAGUGAACGUGCAAGGAGGGCUAAACACCCUUUACAAAAAAUAAAUAAAAAGUAAUUGGUAAAACAACGAUGUAGUACGAUUUUGAAGUUGGAGGUGAAAAGUGCUGGGAGUUUUUAGACAUACUGUCUUGAACCGUUGUACACAGACAAAGUACGCAUGCGCCUCUCAGAGCUAGACAAGACGAGCAUUUGUGGUUAAAAAGUGUAUAAACACUUUUUUAUUUUUUUUUGAAAGAAAAUUACAGAUGAUUUCGCUAGAUAAGUUGUGACUGAUAAAUUAUUUGCGACUGGAGAAAGGGAGACAUGAACAUCUUCGAUGACAUGGGGGUUGUAUGGUCGUAUAUGGGUAAUGAAAGGACGAAACACCCUCCACCAAACUUUUUGUCUCAGCACUUUGCAGGACUCUCUUACUCUCCAAACUCUACUUCUCCUUCAGCACUCAGUUCAGAUGAGUCAAUUAUAAGCUCAUUUUACUCUGAAUUUGGAAUCAGUUUAGAUGCCUACUCCAGGUUACAGCAGGCUGUUUACUGGGCAGAGCCUGACAGAUCAAUCACAAGUGUGUCCAUGAGUACUAGUCCAGCUCACACCACAUUCAUCAUAGAGAACCUGAAAGAGAGCUACCAAAUUGGAGAGGAGCUUUUUGUUACGGUGCAUGCAAAGGAUUUUGAUAAUAAAUCCAAACAUUACGGGGGUGACUUUUUUCAAGCCAAGCUGUUCUGGUCUAAAACUAAGGCCAGUGUGUUUGGGGAGGUGGUGGACCUGCUCAAUGGCUCCUACUCUGUGCCUUUCCUCCUGCCGUGGGUCGGUGAGGCUCAGGUUGCUGUACGUCUAAUUCACUCCAGUGAAGCUGUGCAGGUCCUGAAGCGUCACAGAGAUACUGACUCUGACAGAGUGUACUUUAAUGGAUAUUAUGAGGGACCAGGACCAAAUAAGACCAGGUUGAGUGAAACGGUGAUGUGUAAUGUGAAGUGGGACAAGAAUGGACUAGAGAGUAUGGGAACCGGAGACUGUUGCUGUGAAUACAACGAUCCCCGUACCGGAGAAACAUGGCGCUGCCAGAGACCCAAAUCACUGCCAUGCAGUGCCCUUGUGUACCACUCUAUGGGCGGUUAUAGAAACCGUCUGACAAAUAAAGAGAAGAUGUUCAUGACACAAACUAACAAAGGUAUCAAUGGAGAUAAGAGCAUCAUCAAAGUGUUUUAUUUCCAUGGAAAUGAAACUAUUGAUGUAACAGAGAAGUGUCGUCCUGGUUUACACACUCCAGUUCCAGCCGGCUUUUACCUGAAUGAUGUGUGGACGUCUUUUGUCUGUAGCACCCAACAUUUUACAACACAAAAGACAACAGAGUGCCUGAAAAACAAACACAUCUACAUGAUGGGAGACUCUACUAUGAGACAGUGGUUUGAGUUCUUUGUGAAAGCAGUACCAACCCUGGAGCAGAUGAACCUGCAUGUCCAAUAUCAGUCAGGGCCGCUCAUAGCAGUGGAUGUUAAGAACAACAUUGACUUACACUGGAGGGCUCACGGCAUUCCUCUGCGCACUCGAAAAACAGCAGUUGCUGAUUUGCACUACAUCAGUAAUGAGAUCGAUGACCAGGCUGGAGGACCCCACACAGUCAUUAUAUUCAAUCUGGGACCCCAUUUCACCACGUACCCUCUGAAUUUCUACACCCAUAGAGUUUUGAGGAUCCGCAAAGCUGUUCUAGCAUUGUUACAGCGGGCGCCUGAUACUACCAUUAUAAUCAAGACUGUCAACACUGGCUAUAAGGAUAUCUUUGGCAGUGACUGGUAUUCUCUACAGUUGGACAGAAUUCUGCGUUGGGCUUUUCAGGAUGUUGGUGUUUAUAUUCUGGAUGUGUGGCAAAUGACGGCCUGUCACUACAGCAAAGAGAACAUUCAUCCAGGCCCUGUCAUCAUCAAAAAUGAGAUUGACAUUUUACUCUCUUUUACUUGCCCUAAAUAAGGAUGUCAAAGCCCUCUUAAAAUUUUAAGAAGCUUCACCUGUUCACUUGUGUUCCUUACUUCUCCGUCUGCGGCUCCCUUCAGAAAUUGUGAAAUCUUGGAGCCUCCCAUCUUGCCGUGCUUUUGUUUUUCUUCUGAAAUCACAGAACAGUUAUCAAUAUUUGUUUACCAUGAGAGAUCAAAAUACAUUUGAGCUAGAUUCAGUUAAUUGUCCCGCUGAUGUAAGUGACGUCACCGAUUAACGGUACAGUGUAGGCUAUAUGUUUAGGUUAAAUAAAUAAGCCUAUGUCCAAUCACCCACUGAAAUAUUACCAGUAAAACUUUUACAGAACUGUCAAAAUCUCUCAUCUACACAUAAAGAUGUGAAUAAAAUCCCAAACUUUCAAAAAGAGCUGCUGUCUAUGGAGUUAGCCUAUCGUUACGUCCUCUGAAAAAGGCUAAGAUGCUAACGGACUUGUUCGAAGACACUAAACCAUUUCUAUGAACUAAUUUCACCAUAAACGAGUCAAAUACAAGCAAGAGAGGUGUCAGGAAUAGCUGUAUUUAAUAUUUGUGAGAUUUUAGGGACUAAACUUACCGAAAAC
This is a messenger RNA of Onychostoma macrolepis, 3002 nucleotides long. Its product is annotated as NXPE family member 3-like. The record is from RefSeq and is a predicted model, not a curated record. Bases 761 to 2419 code for a protein of 552 amino acids. The transcript is spliced from 7 exons. NCBI's taxonomy places the organism in Eukaryota, Metazoa, Chordata, Actinopteri, Cypriniformes, Cyprinidae.